This is a messenger RNA of Westerdykella ornata, 2136 nucleotides long. RefSeq lists its product as uncharacterized. The coding region runs from base 1 to 2136 and encodes 711 amino acids. Gene Ontology annotation, cellular component: mating projection tip. The transcript is spliced from 2 exons. The record is from RefSeq and is a predicted model, not a curated record. Lineage: Eukaryota; Fungi; Ascomycota; Dothideomycetes; Pleosporales; Sporormiaceae.
AUGGCUUCCACACCCAACCAACAGCAACCCUUCCAGGCCGUACCUCCAUCUCUUUCCGCUGGCGAUCAUGAGUUGCGAGACUACUACGCCCAACAAGAUGCACCACGACCUACCAUGAACCAGACACCAUACCUCACUCCAUACCUCGGCUUUCGAGCUAGGCUCUCACAGAUCCUCAUCAACCGCUGGACCAUCCUUCUCCUCCUCGUCCUCGUCCGCCUGCUCUUCGCUGUCGCGAACACUGAGGACAGCCUGGCUUCCGCCCGCCGCGAAGCCCUGAGCGCAUGCACCCAAGUCGAAAACAUCGGAAGCUCCAUGGCCUCCAUGCCCCACUACAUGGCCCAGGGCGUCAACGACAUGACGGCGUCCGGCGUCGAAAAAGCGGUAAGCGGUCUCAUGCACAUGCUGGAAAUGAGCGUCACCGGCGUCGAGGAGAUUGUCCUCUUCGUGAUCCACAUGAUGACAAGCACCUAUCUCUGCCUCAUCACCUUGGCCAUCCGCGGCAGCGUCGGUGCUGCCGUAGAGAUUGGGACAGAAAUGGCUCAAGCUCUCAACAAGACCGUGGACGAAGUGACCGGCGACAUCGGUGAUGCUACGAAGAAGGUGACCGACGCCAUCAACAGCGUCUUUUCGAAGAUGCCCGACAUCCCUUUUACUCCUGGAUUCGAAGUACCGCAAAUCAACCUGGACGAGCAAAUCAACAAGCUCAAGGCUCUCCAGGUCCCUCCCAAGGUCCAGGAGGAUCUUCAGAAGCUCAAUCAGUCCAUCCCGACCUUCGAAGAGGUCCAGAACUUCACCGACAGUGUCAUUCGCAUCCCGUUCGAGGAGGUCAAGGAGCUAAUCCGGGGCAUGAACACCUUCAACUUUGACCGCACGCUCCUGCCAGUCCCGCAGAAGGAGCAGCUGAACUUCUGUUCCGAAGGCAAUUCCAUCAACAGCUUCUUCGACGACCUCAUUAAGAUGGCCUUCGAAGCCAGAAAGAUUGCCCUCGCUGUCCUCAUCGUUGCGGCGAUCCUCGUCAUGGUUCCGAUGGCCUGGAACGAGAUGCGCCGCUACCGAAAGAUGGAGGAGAAUUCCCGCCUCUUCGAAAAGGGCCACGAUGCCAUGGAUGUCGUCUACCUCGCCUCGCGUCCUCACUCGUCCGCCUGGGGCUUGUGGUUCGGUCAACGCUUCGGCUCGGUCAACCGCCAAAAUGCAAUCCGCUUUGCAUGGGCCUAUGCUACCUCUACUCCCAUGCUGUUCCUCCUGUCGCUGGGUCUUGCAGGCCUCUUCUCCUGCUUCUGCCAAUAUCUCCUUCUGAAAGGCGUCCAGGCCAAGGUCCCCGAGCUCACCGACCAAGUGGCUGAUUUCGCCGAGAAGGUCGUCUUCUCCCUCAACAAUGCGUCCAUGUCCUGGUCCGAGGGCGUCAACAGCGCCAUCGACAAGCUCGACUCCGAAAUCAACGAGGACAUCUUCGGCUGGGUCAACAGCACCACCGGCGCCAUCAACGGCACGCUCAACGCCUUUGUGGAAAAGAUGAGCCAGGCGCUUGACGAUGCCUUUGGCAACACGCCUCUGCAUGACCCCAUCAAGGACGUGCUCAACUGCUUGAUCGGCCUCAAGAUCGAAUCCUUCCAGAAGGGCCUGACCUGGGUCCAAGAACACGCGCACGUCAAUUUCCCGGGAGUCAAGAACGACACCUUCUCCCUCGGCGCCCUCGCCCAGGUCAGCGACUCCUCGUCCGCAGUCGAACUGCUCGCCGAUCCCAACGGCAAAGCCAAGGACGAGAUCACCGAAGCGAACGUCUACGUGAAUCACGACCCGUACAUCAUCAAUCCGGCCUUCGUCCCCGACAAUGCCAACGCGGAGAAAGCAACUGGGAAUCAAGAGUAUCCUGACACGGCCGCCCCGCCAUACGAAUACCCCGUCAACAAAGCUGCGCCGUAUACCAUCCAACCCCGCCCGUUCCCUACCUUCGGUCCUACCGAGACGGUCGGACGUGUGGAUUCGCAUGUCGUUAGCGAGGUGGCCAGGCCGGGACAUUUGCGGGCUAGUAGCCACGGGACGGUUGCGGACCCUUCGCCUCUGGAAGAGAAGCGGAAUCCGUUCGACAAUCGGAAUGGGGAGAAGAGUGGUUGGAAUCCGUUUGCGGGUUGA